Molecule: messenger RNA, 2579 nt
Organism: Phragmites australis (common reed)
Lineage: Eukaryota; Viridiplantae; Streptophyta; Magnoliopsida; Poales; Poaceae
Product: protein NUCLEOLAR FACTOR 1
Exons: 23
Coding region: 412-2421 (669 amino acids)
Biological process (GO): maturation of SSU-rRNA from tricistronic rRNA transcript (SSU-rRNA, 5.8S rRNA, LSU-rRNA)
Cellular component (GO): nucleolus; small-subunit processome
Molecular function (GO): U3 snoRNA binding; rRNA binding
Source: RefSeq, a predicted model, not a curated record
AAGGCACGAUUCGUUCCACACCGCCGCACCGUCGCCGCCUCCAGGCCGCACUGCCGCCAAUCCGCAGCACCGUACUCCCCCGACGGCCGACGCCCAGAUCAGCGCGAGGCCGUCCGCGCGCCACCCCGCCCUCCUCCACCUCCGCCUCCGCUGCCCUUAACCAGAAUCCUCCUGCGACUGCGCCGCCGUACCUCCCGCGCACUCCAAGGAUCCUCCUCCCUCGUGCCGGCGGUGCCCCGCUGCGGCCGCCGCCAGCGUGCACUAGGUUCGCUAGACGAUUGCGAGGGCCCCUACAUACCCGCUGGGGCUCUACAAACCUCGCGUCACCGAGUCCGCUGCCACCGUUGCCUCCUUCCUCCGCGUGUAUCGGUUCCAGGAGCAUUGCACGAACGAUUCCCAAGUCGCCGGCAGAUGGGGAAGCGCAAGCCCGUGUCUACGACGGCCGCUCGAGUCGCAGCACCAAAGAAGCAGCCAAAGAGGACAAGGCCCACGAAGCAGGGAGCUGAAUCAUGCGAGGAGAAUCCUGAACGGUUGGAGCUUGUCGGCGGUCUGGCGGCAGCGGUGGCAUUGCCAGACACCAGUCCAGCAGAAAUUGUAGGAAUUGAAUCUAGAGCAGUGGAGACUGUUCAACAUGAGAAAAGAUCCAAUGGAAGCUUUCAAGGCAUAGAGCAGAGUGAUGAAGAUGACAUAGAAGAUGAGUACAACCCCUCCAGUGGGGAUGCGACAGGUGAUACGAUAAACAAUGGACAUGAUUGUUCUGAUGAAACAAAAACUUCAUGUUCUUUUCAACGUCAUGUAAGUCACAUCAUAACAGAAGAAGAAGUCAAUGCAUUAAUGAAGCAUAACUGUAAAUUUAAAUGGGAAAUGCCUGCUGCGGACAUUCCACAGUCCAAAUGGGUUGGAACAGGUGAAAAAAUGCAGGGAGCUUAUGAUCAUCUUCAUGAUGUUAAAGGAAAGUUGAGGGACUAUUGGCAACAUACCCUGUCUAAUCAUUUGAGUUCUCGAAUGGGCUUCUUCUCUCUUUGUAAUAGUUAUCGUGACAUAAUGCAUUGUAAUAAGAAGCCAUUUUAUCUGAAAGGUAAUGGUGUGGAUUCGAGUACUAUGGAUGCUUAUCUUAUGCAUGCUUUGAAUCAUGUUCAUAGGACAAGAGAUGUUGUCAUUAGAAAUGACGCAAAGCUUAGGAAUGAUGCUGACAGAGAUAUUUCGGAUGAUAACUCAUACCUUGAUCAGGGUUUUACACGUCCAAAGGUUCUUUUCUUGUUACCGCUCAGAAGUUUUGCACGACGCAUUGUGAAGAGAUUGACCCAGCUUUCCCCGACCUCACAAAAGGAUAAUGCCAUGGGACAAUUUAAAAAACAGUUUGGCGAAUCAGAUGAUGAAAUGGAUAAGCCAGAACAUAGCACAAAACCCGCAGACUUUGACCUUCUCUUUGCUGGGGACAUCGAUGAUCACUUUCUUUUUGGCAUAAAAUUUACAAAGAAAUCUGUUAAGCUGUACAGUAACUUCUAUUCUUCUGAUAUCAUAGUCGCGUCUCCUUUAGCGCUUAAACGUAAAAUUGAUGGAGAAGAUGUCAAGGAAAAGGACUACGAUUUCUUAUCAUCAAUUGAAAUAGUGGUUGUUGAUCAUGCAGAUGUGAUAUCUAUGCAGAACUGGGCGCAUCUGGAGGCUGUGUUUGAACAUCUGAAUCAUUUGCCGUCAAAAGAACAUGGAACCAAUGUGAUGCGAAUUAGGCCAUGGUACUUGGAUCAGCAUGCACGGUACUAUCGCCAGACAAUACUCUUAAGCUCAUAUCUUACUCCAGAGAUGAAUGCUUUAUUCAAUGGAUUAUGCUUAAAUUAUGAGGGAAAGGUUAAAAUGGUGACCGAAUAUGCAGGUGUCCUUCCCAAAAUACAGCUUGAAGUACGGCAGGUAUAUGAACGGUUCAAUGCAUCUUCUAUUGCUGAAGCUGACUGUGCCCGGUUCGAUUAUUUCUGCAACAAGGUAUAUCCAAAGAUUCAGGACUUAGAUGAGGGUGGAGUGUUGCUAUUCGUCAGUUCAUACUUUGAAUAUAUUCAGAUAAGUAAUUUCUUAAAAUCUAAGGAAGCGUCCUUCUGUCGAAUUGGGGAGGCUACAUCACAACAGAAUAUAUCUCGUUCAAGACUCUUGUUUUUUGAGGGCAAGAAAAAGAUCUUGCUUUAUAGUGAAAGAUCUCACUUCUACCACCGAUACAAGAUCAGGGGAACACACCAUUUGUUAAUUUAUUCAUUGCCAGGGAGAAAAGAAUUUUAUCCAGAGCUUGUAAACAUGCUAGGUGAAUCAAAGAAUCCAAAGUGCAAUGUCCUCUUUUCUCGUCUGGACCUUCUUAAGUUAGAGCGGAUUGUUGGAACAUCUGCAGCACGGAGGUUGAUUUCUUCGGACAAGAGCAUGUUUGUCUUCUGCUGAUGUAGCCAUGUAGGGGACCGUGUGAGCCUGCAAGAAAUUUUGGUGAACACUAGAUGAAUGCCCUGGUGGCAAUUUUCUCGAGGUCCGCUGUAAUAACUUCUUUCUGGAGCAAUUGCAAUGUUACCAUGUAACAGCCAAUUGCAUUUCGGAUUUUCUUA